GGGGUUUAUGGUUUAGAUUAUCGUUAUAUUAGAACAACCUACAAACUAGUCUAUCUAAUACCGACUAUUGGAAAGUGAGGUUCAUUCCUUUCCAUUACCUUGGAAUCUGACCCUCUCGAGUCUCCUAUCACAUUAGACUGAAACACAUAAGCUAGUCUUUUCACUUGUGGGGUCUUUAGCAUUUAUAUCUCUACUUCCUAUUCGAUAUCGGCGACGAAAUACAUCCGCGUAGACACAUCACAGACAGUGAAGAAACUUUCUGGUCCCCUUAAAUAAUUAUAUUGUAUAUCCUCGAUACUAUUUAUUAAGUGGAAAUACUUAGUAAAGCAUCGCUGUAACUCUGUACAAUCUCUACGGUAUACAAUCUCAGCAGGGCCCAGGACGUCACGUAUUGCAAUACUUUUCACCGCCUACAGAGUAUAGGAUGGCUACCGAAUCUGGAAACCGGCCUCAGACCGGCCCCGUACAAUGUGUAGGACCUGACUACCGUUCGCCUAGUCAAAAGCCCAUCGCCACCGUCUCAACAGAGGUCGAACAUGACAACGUUAUCACGUUACCCCAGACACCACAGCUCAUCGCACUACUCACGAAGAUCCGUGACAGGAAAACGGAACGAGCAGACUUCAUCUUCUACUCGAACCGAAUCAUUCGUCUCCUUGUCGAGGAAGGGUUGAACCACCUACCCGUCGUUGAGCACACCGUGACUACUCCUGUAGGUCGCACUUACGAUGGACUUAUGUUCCAAGGGAAGAUAUGCGGUGUUUCCAUCAUGCGGGCUGGCGAAGCUAUGGAACAGGGCCUCCGAGACUGCUGUAGGUCAGUGAGAAUCGGCAAAAUCUUGAUCCAGCGAGACGAGGAGACCGCAAAGCCGAAGUUGUUUUACGACAAGCUGCCCGAGGAUAUCGCCGAUAGAUGGGUCCUUUUGCUUGAUCCAAUGUUUGCAACAGGCGGGUCCGCUAUUAUGGCUGUCGAUGUCCUAAAAUCCCGUGGUGUUCCAGAAGAGAGAAUCCUCUUUUUGAACUUGAUUGCUAGUCCAGAGGGAGUGCAGAACUUUGCAACGAAGUUCCCCAAACUUCGAGUUGUCACGGCUUUUAUUGACCAGGGUCUCGACGAAAAGAACUAUAUUAUUCCGGGCCUAGGCGAUUUCGGUGAUCGAUUUUACACCAUGUAGGGUAAUAGUCAUAAUUACGAAGCAUAGGUAAACUUAGGAAAUAAUCCAUUGAAUUCAGAAUUGACCACUAUCUGAAACCAUGUUGGUUCUAUUCAUUGUGCAAAUAGCAAAGCAACCCAGC
Annulohypoxylon maeteangense is the source of this 1292-nucleotide messenger RNA. Its product is annotated as uracil phosphoribosyltransferase. The record is from RefSeq and is a predicted model, not a curated record. NCBI's taxonomy places the organism in Eukaryota, Fungi, Ascomycota, Sordariomycetes, Xylariales, Hypoxylaceae. The transcript is spliced from 5 exons. The coding region runs from base 425 to 1171 and encodes 248 amino acids.